Messenger RNA from Mercurialis annua (annual mercury), 2414 nucleotides. Its product is annotated as polygalacturonase 1 beta-like protein 3. NCBI's taxonomy places the organism in Eukaryota, Viridiplantae, Streptophyta, Magnoliopsida, Malpighiales, Euphorbiaceae. The transcript is spliced from 2 exons. The record is from RefSeq and is a predicted model, not a curated record. The coding region runs from base 227 to 2128 and encodes 633 amino acids.
AAUUCAUUUCACUCUCACUAUUAAUCUGCUCUAAUUAACCUCAUUUUCUCCUGUUUUUAUUGUUUUUUGCAGGUGAUCUUCUACCGACCGGAGUCAAAUCUCAUUACCCACAAAAAAAGAAAAAAAAUUAAUCUGUCUCUCUACCGUGUAAAUCUUUUUAUAUAAGUAUUUUGAUUCUCAGCCCUACACCAACAUUCUCACUCUUAUUGACCAACACACAACAAAAAUGCCAACUCACCCCUUUACCUCUGUCUUCUUCUUCCUCGUGCUUCUCUGCGUCUCAUUCUUGCUUACUGUAAGUUCCGCCGCCGGCAGAGGUUUACUAGCCGCCGAUAGCCCACUCACACCAAAAGCAUCACUUAUCCGCUACUGGAACAAAGAGAUCCACACCAAUUUACCAAAAUCGCCCCUCAUUUUAUCAAAAGCUUCUCCUUUAAAUGCCAUAGACGCCGCCGUUUUCACCAAACUGGCAGCGCAAAACGCACUCUCCACCCAACUCCCCGCCUUCUGCUCCUCCGCAAAACUCUUCUGCUUCCCUGAUUUAGCCGCCAGUCUUGAAAAAUACGAUAAAGACACCACCUUUGCUGGCUACUCCGAUAAAAACUUCACCAAUUACGGCUCUGGCUUAGCCGGCGGAUUCAACACUUUCAAGAACUACUCCGAUAACGAAAAUCUCCCGGUCAAUUCCUUUCGCCGCUACGGCCGUGAUGGCACUGGUCGUGAUGAAAAGUUUUCCAGUUAUGCCCCCAAUGGAAAUGUAAUUGACCAAAGCUUUAACACUUACGGCACCGGAGCCACCGGUGGUACUGGUGAGUUCAAGAAUUACGCUGAGCAAGUGAAUGUGCCAAAUCUACGGUUCACUUCUUAUUCCGAUAGCUCCAAUGCAAAACACCAGUCUUUUUCCAGCUACAGCGGCGAUACAAAUUCCGGGGAUGAAAGAUUCAGUAGCUACGGGAAGAAUGGAAAUGGGGUGCCUAAUAUUUUCAAAGGGUACGGAGAGAAUUCAAAUGUGAUGGGCUCUGAUUUCAGUAAUUACGGAGAGAAUGCUAAUGGGGAGUUGGAUAAUUUCACUUCUUACGGAUUCAACGGCAAUGUUCCUCAAAAUAAUUUUAACAAUUACGGUGAACAAGGAAAUGUCGGUGUGUCCAGUUUCGAUUCUUACAGAGACCAAUCUAAUGUCGGAGAUGACUCGUUUCAGUCUUAUGCUAAAGACUCAAAUGCAGGCAAGGUUAAUUUCAAGAAUUACGGCAAAUCUUUCAACGAAGGUACUGAUACAUUCAAAGGGUACGGUGGUAAAGCUGCAACUGGACAAGAAAUUGGAUUCAAGAUCUAUGGAGUUAACAACACUUUCAAAGAGUACUCCAAAAAGGGUGUCUCUUUUGCUAAAUACACCAAUUUAACUUCAACUCCAUCUGCAGAAGCGACUACAAUGAAAGCCAGUGGCAGUUCCGUAAAUAAGUGGGUUGAGCCGGGCAAAUUCUUCCGUGAAUCAAAUCUUAAGAAGGGGACCGUCAUGCCGAUGCCUGACAUUAAAGAUAAAAUGCCUCAAAGGUCGUUUUUACCCCGGUCUAUUACGUCAAAAUUACCAUUCUCUACCUCUAAUAUUGCUCAACUCAAACAAACUUUUCACGCCUUGGAUAACUCUACAAUGGAGAAAAUAAUCUCCGACGCUCUACACGAAUGCGAGAGAGCCUCUAGCCCCGGUGAGACCAAGCGCUGUGUUUCCUCCGGAGAGGAUAUGAUUGACUUCGCCACCUCAGUCUUGGGCCGCAAUGUGGCGGCGCGUACGACUGAAAAUGUAAACGGCUCGAAGAAGAAGAUUCUGAUCGGGUCAGUGAAAGGAAUCAACGGUGGAAAAGUUACAAAAUCAGUAUCUUGUCAUCAGAGUUUGUAUCCUUACCUUCUUUACUAUUGUCAUUCGGUUCCUAAAGUUCGGGUUUACGAAGCGGAUAUUUUGGAUCCGACUAGUAAGGCUAAGAUCAACCACGGUGUUGCCAUUUGUCAUUUGGAUACUUCCUCUUGGAGCCCCACCCAUGGAGCUUUUGCAGCUUUGGGUUCGGCUCCGGGUGGGGUUGAAGUUUGCCACUGGAUCUUUGAGAAUGAUCUGACUUGGACUAUAGCAGAUUAAGAAGCUAAUCUCUUUAUAAGUUAAAAGUUGGGUUUUUGGUUGUGUGAUUUUUUUUUGUAUUGUAUGAUUUUGAGGUCAAACCACUAUCUGAAAAAAGAUUAGCUAGUGGCUGGACCCAAAGAUGGGUUAAAUUGGCCUAUAAUAUAUAGAUUGUGGGUUUAUUUCUAGUUUACUACUACAAGAUAGGAUUAUGUUUGGUUUGGGAAAAUAAAGCUUAUUAUUAUUGUUAAUUAUAUAUAUAUAUAUCUCAUCAAUAAAAAAAAUCAUUUCUCAUGAUGAGUUUUAA